Bufo gargarizans (Asiatic toad) is the source of this 663-nucleotide messenger RNA. RefSeq names its product proteasome 20S subunit beta 1 (gene PSMB1). Bases 16 to 591 code for a protein of 191 amino acids. The transcript has 4 exons. The record is from RefSeq and is a predicted model, not a curated record. Lineage: Eukaryota; Metazoa; Chordata; Amphibia; Anura; Bufonidae. Gene Ontology annotation, cellular component: proteasome core complex.
GAAGUUGCUAAAUGGAUGUAUCCUCUUCUGCCUCCCAGUUAUUGGUCAUCAGUAAUAUCUAAUACUUUUUUCCUCCUCUGCCACAGGACAGACAAAACAGUUAUCGGCUGUAGUGGAUUUCAUGGAGACUGCCUCACACUGACCAAGAUAAUUGAAGCUAGGUUAAAGAUGUACAAGCACUCAAACAACAAGACCAUGACGAGCGGAGCUAUCGCAGCAAUGCUUUCCACAAUCCUUUACUCAAGACGCUUCUUUCCUUACUAUGUGUACAAUAUUAUUGGAGGCCUCGAUGAAGAAGGUAAAGGAGCAGUGUACAGCUUUGAUCCAGUAGGAUCCUACCAGAGGGAUGCAUACAAAGCUGGUGGUUCGGCGAGUGCAAUGCUUCAGCCCCUUUUAGAUAACCAGAUUGGACACAAGAACAUGCAAAAUGUGGACCGGCUUCCACUGACCCUGGAGAAGGCACUACAACUUGUGAAAGAUGUAUUUAUUUCUGCAGCGGAAAGAGAUGUGUACACAGGAGAUGCCCUGAAAAUCAGCAUCGUUACCAAGGAUGGCAUAAGAGAGGAGACUGUUUCUCUCAGAAAAGAUUAAUUCAAUUGAUUUUUGUUAACCUGAUACUUAUGUAACCUUUUUCUUUAUAAAUAAAAAAAAUGUGAUCUCUGA